Molecule: messenger RNA, 1802 nt
Organism: Myripristis murdjan (pinecone soldierfish)
Lineage: Eukaryota; Metazoa; Chordata; Actinopteri; Holocentriformes; Holocentridae
Gene: foxf2b
Product: forkhead box F2b
Exons: 2
Coding region: 160-1308 (382 amino acids)
Biological process (GO): regulation of transcription by RNA polymerase II; animal organ morphogenesis
Cellular component (GO): nucleus
Molecular function (GO): RNA polymerase II cis-regulatory region sequence-specific DNA binding; DNA-binding transcription factor activity, RNA polymerase II-specific
Source: RefSeq, a predicted model, not a curated record
AGCUGGGAUUCUGAGGACCAGUGGCGGUGUAAGACAAAGGACGUUGUAGGGACACUGACCACCGGAUCGCAACAUUUUUCUCUUGUCAAACAUCUCAUAGCCCAUCUUUUCUCCCUCCCUCUCUCUCCCUCUCUACGCCAGUCGUGCGUCACAGCUGACAUGACGACCGAGACCCCUCAGCAGCAACUGGACCCUCCGCCUCCUCUGAGAUCCAGUCCGGCGUCCGGCGUCCUGCACCCCGCCAUGCUGAGUCCACAAGCCGCCACAGAAACCUCGUCCACCACGGUUAAGGGAAAGAAGACGAGCUCCGGUUUAAGGCGGCCGGAAAAGCCACCGUAUUCCUAUAUCGCUCUCAUCGUUAUGGCAAUACAGAGCUCUCCGACCAAACGACUGACGCUCAGUGAAAUCUACCAAUUCCUCCAGGCGCGCUUCCCCUUCUUUAGGGGCUCCUACCAGGGCUGGAAGAACUCAGUGCGGCAUAACCUUUCGCUUAAUGAAUGCUUCAUUAAGCUGCCCAAAGGGCUGGGCAGGCCGGGGAAAGGCCACUACUGGACCAUUGAUCCGGCCAGUGAGUUCAUGUUCGAGGAAGGCUCCUUUCGUCGCAGACCCAGGGGGUUUAGAAGAAAAUGCCAAGCAUUGAAGCCCAUGUAUCGGAUGAUGAACGGCAUAGGGUUCGGCACCUCCAUUCUACCGCAGAGUUUCGACUUCCAAGCACCAUCUGCAACACUCGCGUGUCACAGCAAUGGCUACAACUUGGACAUGAUGAGUAAUUCAAUGGCCGGGGGUUACGACAGUUUGAGCGGUGGCCACCACGUACCCCACAUGUCACCGAGCCCCGGGUCCACAUAUAUGGCGAGCUGCCCCGUACCGCCAAAUGGGGAAUAUGGACCGGACAGCAGCAGCAGUCCCGUACCGUCCUCUCCAGCCAUGGCUAGCGCUCUGGACGGCCACUCCCCAUACGCCAGUACAUCCGCACACUGGGCGUCCUCCGGCGGGUCCCCCUACAUCAAACAGCAGCCUCUAGCUUCCAGCAGCCCCGCAUCCUCUGGUUUGCACUCUGGCAUGUCGCCUUACUCCCUGGAGCAGAGCUACCUUCACCAGAACGGCAGGGACACCCACAGUAACGACAUAUCAGUGGGAAUUCCACGUUAUCAGAGCCAUUCCUCUGUCUGCGACAGAAAAGAUUUUGUGUUGAACUUUAACGGCAUCUCCUCCUUCCACCCCUCGGCUGGUGGAUCCUACUAUCACCAUCACCACCAUCACCACCACCAGAGCGUAUGCCAGGACAUCAAGCCCUGCGUGAUGUGAGCUCUCCUCCCUCGGCGCAUUUGAAUGUGGACACUGAGAGAAAACAUGAAGUCGACGGUAACAAUGUAACUGUAUGUCCGUCUGUGUGUUGAUGACAACAAACAAUCGGACAGUUUUUGGAAGAUUCAUACCAGGAUGUAAUAUGGUAUUUGUUUUCACACUUUUGCCUCCCACAGCCAAAGUAGCCUUUUGGUUGGACUGAGAAACUAUGCAUUGAAGGAAAUGAAUGAAGAAACCCCAGAGGCCUGCAAAAACCACUUUGCCUAAAUGUUCCCUGACAAGCGUUUUCUUCUUCAAAAGAAGUUUCAAAAACACGACUUUAAUGUGUUUGCUCUUAUAACACGUGCAAACAAAUAUAUUCUAUAUAACUAUGUUCUAUCCUAUUAGAGUAACUACACACACGAUGCUUUAGGCUAACAUGAUCUGCAACAACUUUGCACUUAUUGUAUAACCCUUUGACAUUUGCCCAAUUUUGUCUUGUAAAAGGUUUUCAA